This is a messenger RNA of Bufo bufo (common toad), 6784 nucleotides long. RefSeq names its product tensin 2 (gene TNS2). Gene Ontology annotation, biological process: peptidyl-tyrosine dephosphorylation. The record is from RefSeq and is a predicted model, not a curated record. The coding region runs from base 375 to 5609 and encodes 1744 amino acids. NCBI's taxonomy places the organism in Eukaryota, Metazoa, Chordata, Amphibia, Anura, Bufonidae. The transcript is spliced from 29 exons. Gene Ontology annotation, molecular function: protein tyrosine phosphatase activity; protein binding.
AGCCCAGUGCCAGUUCUGAGGGUGAUGACGAGGAGAGAGCUUGCAGCACGGAGAGAGCGACGUGGGAAGGAAAAUGUGAAGGGGAGCGAGUGGAAAAUCAAAAAGGGAGACAGAAGGAAAUAAUUAAAGAACUUAUGAAAGGACGUUGUUGUGUGGUAUGAACCCUGGAGGUGUGCUGCAAUCUAUGUGUGAAGCCCACGGGGGGUGAGCGUCACAUAUUCUAUGAGAAAGUCCUGAAAAAGAAGAGGCUGUGCGCUGCUUGUAGUGAGCCCGUCGUAUCCCAAGGCAGUGUCUGCAGAGUCUGCAAGAUUACAAGUCACAAGAAAUGUGAAGGAAAGGUACCCCCAGGUUGCUCCUCUCCCCCACCAGCUGACAUGAGAAGAAGAACGGCUCCCGGCCCGUGCAUCCAGCACAUGGGUUCCACCAAAUCUCUCAAUGUCAAACAGAGGAGCUCUCUGCCAAGAAGUUUUAGCUUGGACCAAGUGAUUCAGCGCAGCUAUGACCUGGACCUGACGUAUAUCACUGAACGUAUCAUUAGCGUCUUCUUCCACACCAUCCUGGAGGAACAGCGAUAUCGAAGCAAUCUGCGGGAGGUGGCAAGCAUGCUGAGAUCCAAACAUGAGGAUAAAUACCUAUUUUUCAACCUGUCAAGAAAACGACAUGAUAUUAGAAAGCUCAACCCAAAGGUUCAGGAGUUUUUCUGGCCAGACUGCCAUGCCCCACCUCUCGAUGUGAUAUGCUCCAUUUGUAAAGCCAUUGAGGCCUGGCUCAACAAUGACCCACAGCAUGUGGUUGUCCUGCACUGCAAGGGAAAUCAGGGGAAGACAGGAGUGGUAAUUGCAUCCUACAUGCAUUAUAGCAAGGUGUCUGCAAGUGUGGAUCAGGCACUCAGCACUUUGGCCAUGCGAAAGUUCUGUGAAGAUAAGGUCUCUUCAUCGCUUCAUCCAUCCCAGCGCAGGUAUAUCAAUUAUUUUGGAGGAUUGUUAUCAGGGACCAUAAAAAUCAGCAGUGACAUGUUAUCAUUACAGUAUGUGCUGCUACCCGUUAUCCCAGCACUUCAGAAUGAUGGAGGAUAUUGCCCCUUUCUGAAGAUCUAUCAAUCCAUGCAGCUCGUCUACACCUCAGGAAUUUACUUAAGUCAAGGAGAUGGCACUAAUAAGAAGCGCCAGCUGUGUAUUAGCUUGGAGCCUGCCUUGCUUCUUAAAGGUGAUAUCAUGGUGAAAUGCUAUCAUAAGCGCUGCGAGCCUCACGAGAGGGAAGUCUUGUUCAGACUUCAGUUCCAUACAUGUACAAUUCACAACACUCAUCUCUGCUUCAGUAAAGACCAGCUGGACUGCGCCUGUACAGAUGACAGAUUUCCAGAUGAUGCAGUGGUAGAAUUUAUAUUUUCCUCUGGACAAGACAAAGUUAAAGGGCGAGAGGUUUUCCGCAAAGACCCCAGUGUUACAGUGGAUUACGACAUCACAGAUCCACUUGUCCGUUAUGACUCCUAUGAGAACCUCAACAUAAACCACGAGGACAGUCUGGAGGAUCUAAGUCACACUCGCGGCCCAUUGGAUGGUAGCUUGUAUGCCCGUGUGAAGAAAAAGAGCAUGCCUUUGACUUCUACUAAUGGAAGCCCCGAACAGCAUGGACGUCUUCUGUCUGUUAGUAGUGAUUCUGGACACUCUUCAGCCCCGACUGAGAGGUUGGAAGAAACUCCACAGAAGUCUUUGCCAACAGCAGCCGAGCAAGAAGACCUAGAAAAACUUUUGGGCGGAUUUGGAGUUAAUGUAAAGAAUGAAAGAGAGCCACAGUACUCACAAGUGGUGAAAUGUGAGGACAUGGGGAUCCAAAAUGGACAUCAAAGGCAAAAUAUAGAGGAAAGACCUAGAGAUUUGCAGCAUCAAAUGCACCAGGAAGGAGUAAACCAAAACUUCCAUGCAAAGAUAAAUGGGGAUUCAAGGUUUCAGUACUCACCUCAGUGGUCUGGGCCAUCUGAUGAAGGAGCAUCUCAAAGUUUGCCCUUAACCUUAACAUCCUGGGAAGAGCAGAGAGAAUCCCCGUGUGAAGCUGUCAUUUUGGAAGAUGAAAUAGGACAGUUUGGUGGCCUGGCUGUUUAUCCUGGAAGGAGAACUUUAUUGUCCAGACAUUGUUCCUGCAGAGUAGGCUAUGCUGGCCCUAAUAUUGAGGGACCACCUAACAGAUCUUUUUUCAGGCCAGAAGGCAUCCUUGAUCCUCGGGGAGCCCCAGGAACAGGUGCAAUGCUGCAAGGCCACUAUCCAGGCAUGUAUGCAGAUCAGGAGAGACGAAGACUAUAUCGCUCAUUGUCUGAAGGACCACAACAUUACACCAAACAGACGCAAAGCCCACCAAAGAGAGGAAGUUUAAGAGAAAAUCGCCAGUACAUGUGUCAACCUAUUUCACAUGAACCUCUUUUGCCUCCAAUGUGCCCAUGUUCUCAUUGUCAAAGUUCAGCUUGCUAUCCUGUGCCUAACAUGUGGCCCAUGGAGGGAGGCAAGAUUUCAACAAUGCAACCUUUUCAUCGAGGAGAGUUUCCGUUACAUGUAUCACAGUCUUAUGGGCAAAGUGUACAGCCCAACCAUGACAUUCCACCUCCUUUUCAGGUUCCUCCUGCUAAAAUGCAGUAUGGAUUCACAGUUCCUCAUGGUGAAGACUCGCUACACUUUAAUCACUUUGCUGAUACUGGAUAUGGGCACGCCUACCCACAUUUCUUGCACCCUUCUUAUCUCCAAGCUCACUGCCCACCUAAUGGUUAUGGCAUUCAUCCUUUUCCUAGCUGCAUGCCCUCAUGUAAUCAGACAGGUGGGCAGUCCCCUCCAAACUCUGUAUCUCCCAUUGUUCCAUCCAAUUACACCCCUCGGAGAAUUAGUGAGGAUACCAUGUCUGCAGGGAGCCCUGGUGAAUUGCCAUCCCCAAAGCAACAGCAGCAAGAUGUCCCUGACCGUGGUGUGCCAAGAGACACCCCAUCAUUUCAGCAGCAGAACCCAAGAGGGGCAGCGCCUGCUGUCAGCGGCUCAGUAACAGCACACGCUAACCCCGCCAUUCAUGUGCAGAGCCCACUUCACACCAGCUCACCAACAAGCAUCCAAAGUUCAGGACCCAACACGAAUCCUCAUACACAAAGUUCAUUACAGGGACACAGCACUGUGCCAGCUGAUGCCUUUGUGUACCCACAGAGUCCUUUACAUGCCAGCACCCCCAUAAACCCAUAUUGUCAGCCACUGCAAACACAACCUAAUCUUAUCCACAUGCAAAAUACAGCUGUGCAAACCCAUAUUCCUUUGACGUCACCAACACAUAGACCAUUGAUACAAGCCGACCAUGGAACACAACCAAAGAGUCCGCCUGUACAGCAAAGCACUAUUCAGAUUCAGAGCUCGGGCACGCAGAAGCAGAGCCCUCCCCGUGCACACGUGCAUUUUCACAGUCAAGUCAGCAUUAGUCCAGUGCACCCUCAAAAUCCUGUGACACAAACAAAUGGCUAUGGGCCAAAACAUAGUCCUGUGCAGUCCCCCAAUCUGGAACACGCGCAGAACACAUCAGUGCAAUUGCCUGACAAUGCAGUGCCACAGGAGCAAAGUGUACAGACGCGCAAGGUUGCGCACACGCAGAGCUUCAGUUCACCAGUACGCUCACACAGUGAAGUCACAGCACCCAGUAAUGGGCAGGUACUGGGUUCAGGUCCACAUUCUCCUUUAACCUCUCAAAGUCCUGGGACCCAAGCCCAACCUGCUGCGCAGACACAGUUCUCACCAGCCCAUUCGCCUGUGCACACAAACAACUCUGUGGCUCAGGCAACCGGUGUUGUACGCACACAAGGUGGAUUUGCACAGGCAAAUAAGCCAAAGCAGACUUCAUUAAAUCAGCAAGGUCCUAUCUGCACAAGCACUCCAUGUAUUCCUACAAAUGGCACUGUGCAAACUCAGGGUCAACAUGCGCCUCCAGACACCACGGUGCAUGCCCCCAGCACAGUGCACACCCAGAUGCCUUCUCUAACGUUACAUAGUCCUGUUUAUAAGCAGGGCCCCCAACUGCACAAUGCUGUGCACAUACAAAACGCCACCCUACAGACAUUCAGAAAUCCUUGUCAUCAGAGUCAGCCAGCUCCAAACAACCACCUGGUGCAAGCACAGAGUCAGUCUACACAUCCAUCCAGCGCCGGCAGCGCAGACAGAGCGGAUUCCAAUGUAAAUCUCACUUCAACCAAUCCUGAGGGAAUGUCUUCGCAUUCUGCCUCCCCACCCUGGGUAUCAAAAGUUUCCCCACAAAUGCCUGUACAUCCUACCACAAGGACAAUAGAAGAAGAAGCUAAGGGACAGUCAUCAUUCAAUCCUGCACCAGUCCCUACUGAGACAAGCCCCCAAGCUGUCCAAUACGGUGAACCCACCGAAGCUACCUGCCCUCCACAUCUGCCCCCAAUGUUAAAUCCUGUUACUCCACAGAAAAGGAGCAUUACCAUGUCCCUGCCUGAGAAUCCAGUCACCUGCCACGGAGCUGGAGUUACAACCAGUCCUCCGCUGUCACCAAUGGGAAGUCAAUCUGAGCUCCUGUCUCCUUCUCCCACCCCAUUAUUUCCCAUCAGUACUGCGUAUUAUUCCAGCAGCCCAUGCCCUCCAAAUGCCCAGCCACCUACUUUACCUGAAAAGUGCCACGCUCCAACUGCAGUGGACAAGACAGGCACCCUUGGGAGAUCAAGUGAGCAUCAGGUGGAUAAAUCCCCCUCUGCAGUCAAAGAUGUACAACUGGAUAUUCCUCCGGCCUCCAACUUUGUGCAGGACUCUUCACGAUUUUGGUAUAAGCCAAAUAUCUCCAGGGAGCAAGCCAUCGCCCUUUUAAGAAGUGCAGAGCCAGGCUCCUUCCUGAUUCGGGACAGCAACUCUUUUCGAGGGGCAUAUGGUUUGGCUCUGAAAGUUUCCAGCCCACCUCCAAAUGCAAUGACGCAGUCAUGUAAAGAUCCCUCAGAGCAGUUGGUCCGUCACUUUCUCAUAGAGACAGGGCCUAAAGGAGUGAAAAUUAAAGGCUCCCCUAUAGAACCCCACUUUGGAAGCCUAUCAGCCCUGGUGUCUCAGCACGCGGUCACUCCUCUGUCUCUGCCCUGUAGGCUUCGCGUUCCUGAAAAAGAUCUGGCCGAGCAGAGUACAGAGGUUGUCGUUCCCACAAAUAUGAGCACAGCAGCUGACCUACUGCGACAAGGAGCCGCCUGCAGUGUCCUCUACCUUGGCUCUGUGGAUACAGAAUCUCUUACAGGCCCCCAGGCUAUUUCUAGGGCCUCCAGUGCCAUCUUAACUCCUCCAAGGUCUACUGCAACUACUGUCCAUUUCAAGGUGUCUGACCAAGGCAUCACACUGACCGACAGCCAGCGCAAACUGUUCUUCAGGCGCCAUUAUCCUGUUUCCAGUGUAACGUACUGCAGCGCUGACCCACAGGACCGCAGGUGGACCAAUCCAGACAAGACAACCUCAAAGGUGUUCGGUUUUGUGGCUCGGAAAGCAGGAAGCACGGCGGAGAACGUCUGCCAUCUGUUCGCAGAGCUAGAUCCUGAACAGCCAGCAUCAGCCAUCGUCAACUUCAUCACCAAAGUCAUGCUCGGCACACAUCGGAGAUAAAGGGGAAAGCAGGGACUAAAACUGGGGAAGACAUGGUUUAAGAAGGUCAGCUGGUGGUUCCUAAAAGAUGUAUGUGCUAUAGAACCGAACUGUGAAGAGUAUGUGACAAUCAAUGGUCAGAUCGUCUACGCCACCAAUAAAGUGAAGGACUCUAUGAUGGCCACGGUUUCUACCUAGAGUAUAAUGGAUAUGGCUAGAGGUGAAGGGAGAAUUUGUAUUGAGUAUUUCUACUGUAAUAUCAACGUGAGGAUUAUUGUGAAGCAUUGAAAACUGGUGUCCCUCAUAUAUCCUAAAGCUUGCUUAGUUCUUCCUACCAUGACAUGAAUGAAGUGGGGUCUUGUCUAGAGGGACUAUACCUACAAAGUGACCAUACCAACAAAGUGACCCUAGAAUAAAAGGAUGCAGAGCAGGAAAACCAAGAUUUGUAAAGUAGAUGGUGGUCCUGUGAGGCCACAGGCAAAUCUUUUUAUUGAUUGGGAUUAUUUUUUAGUCCCAUAAAAAAAAAUAUGGUAUGGUACACUUUUUAUUUUAUUUUUUUGGUAUGGGAGUCUAUAGGUGACACAUAUACCAUUGAAAUGUCACAUAAUAAUGCAUACUGGAAUGCUCCACUACGGCAUCUGCCAUGGACGCCGCCUCCACGGGAAGCAAUGUUGCCAGGAAGGUUAUUUUAUUAUCUAUUUCUUACUUCAUCUCAAGACAAGCAUCUUAUAUUAUUGAGAAUUGGAAUUAUAACUUGUAACUGGUACAUAUAAACCUGUAGUCCGUCCAGGACCUUUCAUAACAUACGUAUAAGGGAUAUCCAACAGAACCCCUCUCUAUUGUACGAUGCUGGGGGGCGACUUAUGAUCAGCUGGUGGCAGGGAGACCCAUGACCUACUCUGUCCACAUGUGGCCUUACUGCAGCCUAUUUGGGAACACAUUUCCUACCACCCGAAGUUUGGAAACCAUAUUGUCAGGGAAUAUGGCUGUAAGACCUCCAGCUUGGGUGGAGUACUAAAGACAACAGUGCCCCAUUGACUUCCUUGGAUGUCAUAAUAUUACUGAAGAUUGACAUCCAGAUCAAAACCAUACAACUGGUAGUUAAAGGGUUAUUGCAGCCAUAAGUAAUUAUCACUUAUCCACGGGCGUCUGGUAAUUCCUGUGGGUCCCAGUCGUUGAUCCCCAACCUAUUCUGC